CUCAUUGGACCACAUGUUUGUUGGCAUUUACCAUUCCUCCCAUACCAAUAUAAACUGGAUUUUUACCUGGAUUCAGCAGAUAAUUCCUGAACUACCUCCAGAUUGCAAGUUUGUUUCUCUUUAUCUUUGAAUAUAUCACGCGUUGACCAUGUACCUCAAGUCAAACCUAUUCCAAAACCACAAUACCAUGGAAGCUUAAAGUUACGUUUCUACUAGGCCUAUAGCUAAUGUAACUAAUUGUAAAGUUUGUUAAAACAUUACAGUUAGUGUGGACAGGCUGGUAUUGAGGUGUAGGGGAACAACCUCUCCCAUAUUGAAUAUAGGCCUAUUGUUUUGCAAGUGGUACAAUGUUUAAUUUCUAUCAUAAAAAAGGCUCACUCUCAGUUAUUUUAAGGGGACACUUUACGUUUACAAAAGAAAAACUAGCGUAUCUUAUUUUAUUCUAUAGGCCUACUAUUAUGCUUAUAUUGUCUUAACAUCUGUACUAUUCUAUGAUUGGUGAAAGGUUCUUAAUCUUUGUUUUGGAAAUAAAUUAUUAUCUAAUAUAAUAAUAUAAUAAUGAUAAAUUGAUAUAUUGUGGUUACAAACUCAAUGAGAAGACUUGCUCGAACUUGCUUCAUUGCGCAAAUCAGAAUAAAAAACAAACUUAAAUAUCGGAAGCGAAUAAACAAACACGAUAAACCAUGUAAACGCUGCCUACAUGGUUAAAUCAAGAAGAGCUCUUCUAUCCCGUCAGACGGGGAGGCGUGGCCAAACAACCCAGAGUUAUCAGGGAGGGAUCCGCGUGCGGUGGCUGGAGGGAGUCAUUCAGUCAGGUAGGAGGUAGGGCAGCAACCGUUGAUAGUUUUUGUGUCCGUAGUGUUUGAUCAGCUCCACCAGCCUAAUGUGGACCAAGUGCGAACCAAUCGGCGCAUCUUUUUGCGGGUUCACCAUCAAAAGCACAUCCAUUACGCAUGAUCACAAAUCGGUGGAUGAAUGAUACCUGUCAGUUUCCGUGGGAAGAAAACGAUUUAAAAUGGACAGCCUAGGCAGCCGCUGUAAAAUUGUUGUGGUUGGAGAUACACAAUGUGGUAAAACCGCACUGUUGCACGUUUUCGCUAAGGACUGCUAUCCAGAGAACUAUGUAGCUACAGUGUUUGAAAACUACACCGCCAGCUUCGAGAUCGACAAGCAGCGGAUCGAGCUGAACAUGUGGGAUACGUCAGGUUCCUCGUACUACGACAAUGUGCGGCCACUGGCAUAUCCCGACUCAGACGCGGUCCUCAUCUGCUUUGAUAUCAGCCGCCCCGAGACUUUGGACAGCGUCAUGAAGAAGUGGCAUGCGGAAACGCAGGAGUUCUGCCCCAAUGCCAAGGUGGUGCUGGUGGGCUGCAAGCUGGACAUGAGGACGGACAUGGGCACCCUGAGAGAGCUGUCCAAGCAGAGGCUCAUCCCAGUCCCACACGAGCAGGGCAGCACGAUAGCCCGGCAGAUGGGCGCGGUGGCGUACGUGGAGUGCACCUCCAAGGUGUCAGAGAACAGCGUGCGUGACGUCUUCCACGUCACUACGCUGGCGUCGGUGCGCCGGCCGCCAGGCAGCAAGCCACAGCUAAAGCGCAGCAGCUCCAGGAGGGGCCUGAAGAGGGCUUCCCACCUCCCUCUCACCCCCCUCCCCGGGCGGGAUGAGGACCUGGAGCCCGUCCCGGCCAUGAGGAAGGACAGGGCCAAGAGCUGUGUGCUCAUGUAGAGAACCCCCCCACCCACCCGCGGUGCAGGACC
Gadus morhua (Atlantic cod) is the source of this 1758-nucleotide messenger RNA. It is a transcript of the gene rnd2, whose product is annotated as Rho family GTPase 2. Gene Ontology annotation, molecular function: GTPase activity; GTP binding. Gene Ontology annotation, biological process: small GTPase-mediated signal transduction. The record is from RefSeq and is a predicted model, not a curated record. NCBI's taxonomy places the organism in Eukaryota, Metazoa, Chordata, Actinopteri, Gadiformes, Gadidae. The coding region runs from base 1016 to 1726 and encodes 236 amino acids. The transcript is spliced from 5 exons.